UGUACCGGCCCAGUAACAUAAUAACUGCCAUCCGGUGCGGCGAAGCUUCAAGUUUUUCAUAUUAUUGAUUCCGUCGUGGACCACGCGUAAAAAUCCACUACGGGGACUGUGGUUGUGCUUGAAUUUAAUUUUGUCAUAAUACUGCAGCUGCAAGUGGCGGUCGCCAAAUGGCUCAUCGUCGAUUCCUGUCUUCCUGUUCAGUCACCAUGGUUGUUUUGCUACUGGCCCUGAUUGUCCCGCCGCUGACGGUAGCGUAUUCCAAUGAGUGCCAUCUGGUCCGUUCUCUCAGCAACGAGAUCGCCAGCUAUCGUCCCGUUGUCGACCGUGUACUCUCGUACGUCCGGGAUAAGCGUGGUUACAAGGGCAGGACAUGGGCCGCCCUGUCUGAGUUCACAGAUACGUUUGGCUCAAGGAUGGCUGGCACGCCCAACCUUGAGAAUUCAAUCGACUACAUGAUGAACACCCUGAGAGCUGAAAACUUGGACAAUGUGCACACCGAACGAGUCAUGUUCACGGGAUGGCAAAGACGUAAGGAGAACGCAGCGUUGGUGAGACCGAGAUUCAAAAACCUGGUGAUGUUGGGGUUGGGCGGUAGUGUCAGCACAGCUCCCGAAGGCAUUAGGGCUGAGGUAAUAGUGGUCACCUCGUUUGAUGACCUCUCCAAUAAAUCGUCACAGGUAAAUGGCAAAAUCGUCGUGUAUAAUCAACCGUACGUGUCUUACUCUGAAACUGUUACAUACAGAGCGAUUGGAGCGAGUGAGGCAUCCAAGUACGGUGCAGUGGCAACAUUGAUCAGAUCCAUCACUCCAUUUUCGUUAAACACACCACAUGCCGGCCAACAGAGUUACAGCGAUGGCGUAAAAAAGAUACCAACGGCCUGCAUCACGGUCGAGGACGCCGAACUUUUGUACAGGAUGUAUAACCGAGGUCAGAAAUUUGUAUACAGAUGUUUACUGUGGACAGCUGAAGAAGAAGGAUAUAUAGGGGCAUAUGCGUACUUAAAAGGACAUAAAUCAGAACUAAAAAAUUUUAAUUUGGUCAUUGAGUCAGACGAAGGGACGUUUAAACCGUAUGGAAUUGAGUUUCAUGGUUCUGAAACAUCAUCGUGCAUUAUGGCCGAAGUGGCCAAAUUGUUUGAUUCUAUCAAUGCCACUUCCAUGAAAUUCAGCAAAAACAACGUUGGUUCAGAUAUCGAGGUAUUUGAAAAUAUUAAUAUACCUGGUUUGAGUUUGUUAAAUAGAAAUGAAAAAUACUUUUGGUACCACCAUACAGAAGCCGAUACAAUGGCCGUUGAGGAUCCAGAUUCGUUAGACCUUAACACUGCAAUGUUUGCGAUUAUAUCGUACAUCAUCGCUGAUUUAUCUGUAGAAUUACCAAAAUCAUAAAUAUUGUAAAAUAUUUAUAUUACGUAUACUUGACGUGUAUAAAAUAUUAAAAUCAAUA
Diuraphis noxia (Russian wheat aphid) is the source of this 1443-nucleotide messenger RNA. Its product is annotated as carboxypeptidase Q-like. Gene Ontology annotation, biological process: peptide catabolic process; proteolysis. NCBI's taxonomy places the organism in Eukaryota, Metazoa, Arthropoda, Insecta, Hemiptera, Aphididae. Gene Ontology annotation, molecular function: metallodipeptidase activity. The record is from RefSeq and is a predicted model, not a curated record.